AUGGACAUUCAGAAUCUAAGUAUUGAGGAUGCAAUGACUGGUAUAAAGGUUGAUGAUCUCGAGACGAAUCAUUUUGUUCUUGUUCAUGGAGGUGGUUUUGGUGCCUGGUGUUGGUACAAAACUAUAGCACUUCUAGAAGAAGCUGGUUAUAAAGUAUCCGCCAUAGAUUUAACCGGUUCUGGAGUUCAUUCAUUUGAUACAAACAACAUAAAGAGCCUCUCACAAUAUGUGAAGCCACUUACUGACUUUGUUGAAAAACUUCCUGAAGGAGAAAAGGUAAUCUUGGUUGGACAUGAUUUUGGCGGGGCAUGUAUAUCGUAUGCGAUGGAGCUGUUUCCUCAUAAGGUUUCCAAGGCUGUGUUUAUUGCUGCGGCAAUGCUAACAAGUGGACAAAGUACUCUGGAUAUCAUUUCUCAAAAGGAAGGUUCAGAUGAUCUUAUGCAACAAGCACAAAUUUUUCUCUAUGCAAAUGGGAAUGACCAUCCUCCCACUGCUUUCGAAGACGACAUCUUAGACUUGUGUCUAUAG
Messenger RNA from Arachis stenosperma, 528 nucleotides. Its product is annotated as putative methylesterase 11, chloroplastic. The coding region runs from base 1 to 528 and encodes 175 amino acids. Gene Ontology annotation, molecular function: methyl indole-3-acetate esterase activity; methyl jasmonate esterase activity. The record is from RefSeq and is a predicted model, not a curated record. The transcript is spliced from 4 exons. NCBI's taxonomy places the organism in Eukaryota, Viridiplantae, Streptophyta, Magnoliopsida, Fabales, Fabaceae.